Molecule: messenger RNA, 10619 nt
Organism: Sarcophilus harrisii (Tasmanian devil)
Lineage: Eukaryota; Metazoa; Chordata; Mammalia; Dasyuromorphia; Dasyuridae
Gene: ADD2
Product: adducin 2
Exons: 15
Coding region: 267-2456 (729 amino acids)
Biological process (GO): barbed-end actin filament capping
Cellular component (GO): cytoskeleton; postsynaptic density; plasma membrane
Molecular function (GO): actin filament binding
Source: RefSeq, a predicted model, not a curated record
GAAGGACAGGAUGACAAAAGUCAAAUUUACCUCCAGUUGGCAACUGGAAGAUGGGAGGAGGUUUCUGUUUAUCUAAUCAGAACACCAGGGUGCAAUUUGGUUGCUGAAAAACUUGCUUAUUUUACAAAGCGCGGGAAGCAAGAGCAGUCCAUCCUUGUCCUUUCCACCUUCUGAUGUCCCAUGGCCUGCGAAAGCCCCUUUCCUGGGGUUGUGGAACCCUGAAUUUCUAAGAGGACUUUGAGAGUGAACUAUAAACUAUCAGGAAAAUGAGUGAAGAAAGUGCCCCUGAAGCCACUUCCCCUCCACCUCCCCAGGGACAGCGCUACUUUGACCGAUUCUCAGAAGAUGACCCCGAAUAUAUGCGUCUUCGAAACAUGGCAGCUGACCUCCGGCAGGACUUCAACAUGAUGGAGCAGAAGAAGAGGGUCACCAUGAUCCUGCAGAGCCCUUCUUUCAGGGAGGAGCUGGAGAGCCUUAUCCAAGAGCAGAUGAAGAAAGGAAAUAAUUCUUCGAACAUCUGGGCCCUCCGGCAGAUCGCGGACUUCAUGGCCAGCACCUCCCAUGCUGUCUUUCCAACUUCUCCCAUCAAUCUCUCCAUGAUGACCCCCAUCAACGACCUCCACAGCGCUGACUUGCCAAACUUGGCCAAAGGGGAACGACUCAUGCGUUGCAAGAUUGGCAGUGUCUACCGACUCUUAGACCUAUAUGGAUGGGCCCAACUGAGCGACACUUACGUCACGCUGAGAGUCAGCAAAGAGCAGGAUCACUUCCUGAUUAGUCCCAAAGGCCUCUCCUGCAGUGAAGUUACAGCUUCCAGUCUGAUCAAAGUGAAUAUCCUUGGUGAAGUGGUGGAGAAGGGCACCAGCAGCUUCCCCGUGGAUCCCACUGGCUUCAGUCUGCAUUCAGCCAUUUACGCAGCCAGGCCCGACGUGAGAUGCAUCAUCCAUCUGCACACCCCAGCCACAGCAGCGGUGUCAGCCAUGAAGUGGGGCCUCCUACCUAUCUCUCAUGAUGCACUGUUGGUAGGGGACAUGGUAUACUAUGACUUCAAUGGAGAAAUGGAAGAGGAAGCUGAUCGGAUCAAUCUGCAGAAGUGCCUUGGACCCACCUGCAAGAUCCUGGUGCUAAGAAAUCAUGGAGUGGUCGCUUUGGGUGAUACUGUUGAGGAAGCAUUUUAUAAGAUCUUCCACCUACAGGCAGCCUGUGAGAUACAGGUGUCUGCUCUGUCCAGUGCAGGAGGGUCAGAGAACCUCAUCCUGCUGGAGCGAGAGAAACACCGUCCCCAUGAGGUGGGUUCGGUACGAUGGGCUGGGAGCACUUUUGGACCCAUGCAGAAGAGUCGGCUAGGGGAGCAUGAGUUUGAGGCUCUCAUGAGGAUGCUGGAUAAUCUGGGUUACCGAACAGGCUACACCUAUCGAUACCCUUUUGUCCAAGAGAAAGCGAAGCACAAAAGCGAGGUGGAGAUCCCAGCCACUGUCACGGCCUUUGUUUUUGAAGAAGAUGGAGCACCCAUCUCCACUCUGAGGCAGCAUGCUCAGAAGCAGCAGAAAGAGAAGACCCGCUGGCUGAAUAGUCCCAACACAUACCUUCGGAUCAAUGUGGCAGAUGAGGUCCAGAGGAACACAAGCAGUCCUCGCACCAAAACCACAUGGAUGAAGGCAGAUGAGGUGGAGAAAUCUAGCAGUGGAAUGCCAAUCCGAAUUGAAAAUCCAAACCAAUUUGUGCCUCUCUAUACGGACCCCCAGGAAGUGCUGGAAAUGCGAAACAAGAUUCGGGAGCAAAAUCGGCAAGAUGUGAAGUCAGCAGGUCCUCAGUCACAGCUGUUGGCUAGUGUCAUAGCAGAGAAGAGUAGGAGUCCGUCUACAGAAAGCCACCUGGCCUCCAAGGGUGACACAGCUACCAAAGAUGACUCAGAGGAAACAGUGCCUGUGGGACCAGAACCCCCAAAUCCCUUCAGCCAACUCACUGACCAAGAACUGGAGGAAUAUAAGAAAGAGGUGGAGAGGAAGAAACUUGAACUUGACGGUGAGAAAGAAAGGACAGCAGAAGAGCCUAGCUCUCCUUUGAAGUCUGCUCUUGCUUCUCCAGUGAAGAGUCCAUCCAAAACAGAAGCAAAGAGUCCUGCCCUUUCCCCAUCCAAGUCUUCAGAGGGUACUAAGAAGACUGAAACAAGUAAAGCUGCCAAUGAAUCUGAAAAGACCAUGCCGGAAGGGGUAGUGGUCAAUGGAAAAGAGGAAGACCAGACAGUAGAAGAAGUUCUGAGCAAAGAAAUGAGUCAGAUGACUACCAAUACUGACACAGAUGUGGAUGCCUCCAAGGAAAAAACUGAGUCAGUCACCAGUGGUCCCAUGUCCCCAGAAGGCUCACCUUCUAAGUCCCCAUCCAAGAAGAAAAAGAAAUUCCGAACCCCAUCCUUUCUGAAGAAAAGCAAAAAGAAGGAGAAAGUGGAAUCCUGAUUUUCCCACCCUCAGGCUCCCCACUUGCUUCUCCUUCUUUCCUGCCCCUUCCCUCCCCCAUCUCUGUCUCUGAAAGUACAGAGCCACGGAAGGAUAGAGUAAGAUGUAGACUUGGACAGCUGGAAGAGACCUAAGAAUUCAUCUGAUACCAUCCUUUCAGUUGACAGAGGAGAACACUGAGGCUUAUCAGGGGGGAGUGACUUGUCUAGAGUCACAUAUUAGUUAGUGGCAGAGCCAGGACUAGAACCCAGGUCUUUGGACUCCUGGUCCAGAGUUCUUUUCACUAUGGCAAUGCUGCCUAGCUGCAAGCUGCCUUUUGUUAGAAUGGUGCCCACCAAUACUGAGCCAAAGGCUGGAAGCCAGGAAUGGCUCUCAGCCUCUCACACUCUCAAGCUAAAUGUGAGGGGAGGAGGGCUUUCCCAGCUUAUAAACUACUCUUUCUCUCAGGAACCUAGUUUCCUGAUGAUAUAGCUGUAGCUAACAGAAAUUAUUUUGUCCUUUUUCAUUUGGGGUUCCUAUCACCUCUGCUUGAGGACCUAAACACACUUUCCUGCACCCUAAAGCAAAUGCUAAUUUUCACUCUUCUGUUCAUCAGAGCUCAUCGUCCAGUGCUCUGGCUAUUAGACCCUGAGCUCUAAGAAAAACAUCUCUUUUCAUAAUGUAUGUGUGUGUGUGUGUGUGUGUGUGUGUGUGUGUGUGUGAGAGAGAGAGAGAGAGAGAGAGAUAGACAGACAGACAGAUAGACAGACAGACACAGACAGAGAACAAAAGCACAUACCCUGACAAGAGUUGGUAGAAUUGAAUGGAAGAAAAAAGAUUUCUGAAUUCAGGAAAGACAAGUGGAACUGAAAGCUAAGCAUCAACUUGCUCAAUAACCAAAGAAUACUAUUUUGGUUUCAUUAAUAUGAAAAGGUCAUAAUUUCUUGUCCCCUUAAAACGCUAGAGGUUGAAACCACAUUUAACAAAAGUAGAGAGCAGGAGGAAGAUGUCCCACCCUUCUCUUCUGUUUCUUAGCUAGGGUAGAAAUGGAAGAAGCCUAGGACAUCUGCUUGAUUUUGGAUUUCACAAAAUGAGGUAAGAUGUACUAUCUCUUUGGUGUUCUAUACGAAGACAUAGCUGCUAUCUUCUCUAAUCAAUGUUUAGUUGUCAUGCUCCCCUUGGAGAUUAAACCCUGCUGGUUAAACAUCAUUUCCUUGUUUAUCAGACUAUAAUCAAUGACCUUCCAUUUUGUAAGCUACUUGUGGCUCUCUUGGUUUAUCAUUAGGUCUGAGAGAAAUUAUUCUGAAUCCAGCGAAGAUGGAAAGCUCCAAAAGUCACUUAAAGCCAGGCAGCUUAGGCCACUUCUGAGGAAAUGGUUGAAUCUUCCCACUAUUUCUAAAAAAACAAAACAAAACAAAACAAAACAGCCUAUACCAUUAAUCCAUUGCAGGACUUGGUAAAAGCUGCAAAGUUUAUUUUAACACCAACACUACCUUUGAAGUUCUAUAAAACAGGUGUACUAUUUUCCCUUCUAGGCAGUGAUAUUUAAUAGAAAUCUUUUCUAUUGUGACUCAGUACUAAACAAAAAAAACACCAAACUGAUAAGACUUUUUUAAGUACCAAGUACUUUUGUUAGUUUAGAAUCACUAUUGAUUGUUACUCUCCUCUGUUUAAUAAGAAUAGGAAAUGGAGUAAGUAUAAAAACUUUAACUGAAACUCAACAUGGAUUAGUAAGAAAGGUGCUAAUGAUGAUACUAAAAUGCAGUUGUGUUCAAGUGAGCAACAAGGGCUUCUUGGUUAAGUUAGUAUUCCACUGCUGGGAGUGGGGAGCCUGAGUAAGAAAACGAGAUUUUGGUUUUUUUUAGUGACUAUAUAAAAAUCAAAGCCCUUCAUGUCACUAGGAACCUAGACUCCCAGAUGCUAUUUCUUCAGGACAAGUCCUUUCAGAUUCAAAAACAUCUAUUGAGUAGGUCAUACUUUUCAAAACAUUUUUGUUGAUUACCACCUUUAAAAAGAUUUCGUACUAACUUUAGAAAUUAAUAUUUAUUUUUAUUAGCAUGAGGAAAGAAAGUAAUGUUAAGGGUAAUGGAGUAAAGAAACAAAUUUAUGCCCUUUGAUCUGUGUGUCUAUAGUUAGAGAUGAGAGCAAACAUUCCUGUCCUGAGAAUCAUAAUCAUAGAAUCUCACCACUUCAGAGAUCAUCCAGUCUUAAACCACACCUGCACAGAACCAUCUCCAUGAUGUCUCUUACAAAUGAUCAUUAAGCUUUCUUUGAUGAUCUGCAUUAUUGGGGCACUUAGGACAUCCCCAAAAUACCCCAUUCCUCUUUUGGACAACUCAAAUCAUUUAUCAAUUCAAUGUCUUCUUUACAUGUACAUUAUACUCUAUAUUCUCUCCUGUUGUUCCUCUGCGCAGUCUGGGGCCAAUCAAAACAAAUCUAAGGACACACAAAGGACAGCUUUUGAAGUAUUUGUGGAUAGCAACCAUAAAUCAUCUAGACCUUCUCAGCUCCAAACUAAAUUAAGCCAACUCCAUUUCUUUUUAAAAUAGUAGCAGAGGCACAUGUAAGUAAACAUAUCAGCUUUAAAUCCCAAAGUCCAUACAAUGUGAUUAGAGUGAAAUUGCUUUAUAAUAAGGCCAUGUUGGAACUUCAGCAACAUCAGCAAUAUAACAUUCUAGUGGAUAGAAUGUUUAAUUAGGAGUCAAGAAAGACCUGGCAAAGUUCUCAUGUAGAAGCCAUAUCUAUUAGGCUCUUUGAGGAAAACAUUUAGAAUAAAGGAAUUUCCAAAGUGGAAGGGACCUUGGAGCUCGUCCAAUACAACACUCUCAUUCUAUGAUGAGGAAAUUGAGAUCCAAAACCAUUGUGACUUACCCAAGUUCACAGAGUUACUUAGUGGCAAAAUCAGAACUUGAAAUCAAGUUUUCUACCUCAAAUCCAGUUCUUUUCUCUACCCAAUGCUACUUAGUUUUAGUGAAGAGACAGAGGAAGAUGUCACCAAAGUUGAAGGCUAAUACAAUGAUUUCCUGUUCUAUUUGGAUAUAAGGCAAAAAUCUUUGAAGUAUCUUUCCAAAUAACUUUUUAAUUUGCCCAAUGGAAAAGGUACCGACAGGCAGGAUAGUUGUUUUUUUCCUUUAAUUCUAAAUAAAGAUGGGAUUAGAACUAACUGAAAAGAAUUCAUAGGAGAAUCCAUGAUUAGUUUUAAAAUGUUAUUAUCAAUCCAUCCAUAAAUGAGAUAGGAAAAAAUGAAAAAAAAAAAAAACAUUCUGACAUCAAGCUGAAAUCAUGACUAAUUUCAGAGAAUAUCUGGCUGAGCAUAGAAGCAGACACCAUAAUGUAGAACUGGAAUGAAACUAAGGAGUCAUCUGAUUCAACUACCACUUUAUACCAAAAGACAGUGGUACCCAAAGAAAAUAUGGAGCUUGCCCACAGUCACAUAGAUAUUAAUCAGAGACAACAUUUGAACAAAAAUCUCUUGACUCCAGAUCUAAUGUUUUAUCCACUGUACCAUGGAGACUUCAAUGGGAAAGGCAAUGUCUUCUCUAAGCUGCUUCCCUACUAUUUUGAUUCUAUCCUUUGGUCAAUAAUGGGGGUCAUUUUGUCUAUAGAGUUCCGAAUAUGGAAUUAGAAGAUGUACAUUCAAAUUCUAGCUUAUCUACUUACUGCUUAGGUGACCUUGGAUAUGUUACUCAAUGUCCCCAUGCCUCAGUUUCCUCAGGAAUUGGACUAGGUGAUCUCUCUGGUCCUUUUCAUCUUUAAAUCCAUGAUCCCUGACCUGUCCCUAUAUUUUUGAAAAGAAGUUUAAUUGAAGGUAGCAUUUAGUGAUAGCUCUAGCUCUGGUAGAAGGUGUGAUCAGUUUCCUAGAAGUGAGUUAGGCAGACACUGAUUUCCCUCUCCAACUUCCAGCUCUAUUUCCUAAUCUAAUUUUAAGGCUCUCUGGAGUCUUAUGGCUAUCAUAAUCAAAAUAUGUACAUUGUAGCUUUCUGUCUCUUCACAUAUACCUCAUCAUUCUCCUCUCAAAUUCAAUUGAAAAAAAAAAUCAUCUUAUAUGUUCCUCCCCUGCUAAAAGAAUCAAAUGAAUACAUUUAAAUCAUUUUGGGAGAUAACUAAGAAUAAAAAAAUGAUUUUAACAAGCCCCAACUUUGUGAACAAUUUGUUUUGCCAUAGAUUAUAUUUGAGUUCAAAUCAGGUACCCCCAUCAACAAAAGGAUCAAAUAGGAUGAUAAACUUAGGGAUCUUAGAAGUUCUCUAUCCUAAUCUCUCAAAUAAAAGAUGAAGCAUUUGAGGUCUAGAGUAAUUAAUUAAUCUCAUGAUCACAGAGGAAGAGGCAGAGUGGAGAUUUAAACCCAGAUCUUCUGACUCAAAAGUUCCCCCAAUUACAAAAUUGCUUCCUCUAUCUUUCUAAAAUUCAGAGGUGACCCUCCAUCCAAGCAAUAGAAUAGGCCACGAUAAGGUUUGUCUGCUCAGGUGCAAUGGGUGUGUGUGUGUGUGUGUGGAUGUGUGUGCAUGGAUGAGUGUAUGUGCAAGAGGGAGAGAGACAUUUUGUCUUUUUGAGAAUAAUUUUAAAUAUAAGACAGCUAUAUAGUGCUUUUUGAUUUAAAAUUACAUUAAUUAGACUCACAAUUUUAUGAGCUAAAGAGGGCAGUAUUAUUAUUCCUGUUUUCCAGAUAAGGAAAUUGGGGUUCAGAGAAAUUCUUUGACUUGUCCAAGCUCAGACAGUUAGCAAAAAGCACUUGUAGUUUUGGAGAAGUCAAAAAUUCCAGAUAAGAUUCUAAUUACAAACUUGCCUAGGGACACAUGCAGCAUACAGUUUGCAUGCUAAGGUUGUCAUUUCUGAAUAUGCUUCUUUUCUGCUAUAGCUCCAAGCCAAAUACAUUAUACCCAUAUGUAACCAUUUAAAGUCCUUUAACUAGCAGUGCUGCAGUCAUAUUUCAUUAUAUGCAGAUACCACAAUUUUUUAGCUACUCCCCCCCGCCAAGCUUUACCUUUUAUAGAGGAGGAAACUGAGUCCCAGAGAAGGGUCACACAAUUGAUAGAACUAGACUCCUGUAAAUAAUAUGUCUAAAUUCUCUACCACCACAAUUUGAAAACUGAUGAGGUAACUCUCUUCUCCACUGUUUUGAGUAUUUUGAAAGGAAACACUUGACUUAAUAGAAAACUAAUAAGCAUGGAGUUGCUCUGUAAUUAUAUGAUAUCUGCUCACCAGUUAUUCAUUUAUAAGUUUACAUCUGUGCACAGUAACACUUGUGCUGUACAAUAUGUGAAGCAUAAAUAAUGAUGUAAUUAUUCCAAAAUAACCCAGCAAUUAUCGGAGCAAUUAUAUAUUAGAUUGCAGUUAUUUGUGCCAGUAUAAAGAAAUGGUUACAAAAGCAGAGUUGUAGCAUAAAUGAAUUGCCUUCAGCUCUGUUGUCAUCUCAUGUGGAGGACACAUACCCAGCAAUCAAUGGGGAAAUUUUUAGGCAACCCACCCUCCUCCUAUUCAGUGUAGAAAGGAACUGUCAGCAUUUUCUUCUAAGUGAUCUUGGAGAUCUGGGAUUCUCCUUUCAAGAGAGCCCACUUAAAUAAAAGUGAGGAAAUGUAUCUGUUCGUUCCUGGAUAGGGGGAGGGGGAAGGGGAAGAAAGGAUUUUUUUUUAAAGUUUUCUUUUAAAAGCCAUAUUCCCUGAAAGCUUUGCUCCAAAUCUCUCACUUCUCACUAAGAGGGUAAAGGGUAAGGGGAAGGGCACGUGAAGGGCAAAAAGCAUCUCACAAUUUUACCAUUCAUAAAGAAGCCUAAUGGGGCAUCUGAUUUGGAGCAAGCUGUAUGCUUUGAAAAUAAUAGUUUGUAAAGAUCAUUUUGGAGACAGGAAUAGCAUUUACCUCAUAUAUGGAGUAGACCUGAGCUUUCAUUAAUACAGGGGAUUCACAGAGAAGAAAUUCCCUUUACUAAUAUAAGUCAGCACCUUCUUCCCAACUUUUAUUCUUAAAGCAUUAAAAGGUUAAGUCCAUUGCCCUGGAUAACAUGGCCAGUAUGUGCCAAAAAUAUAGGACACAAUUUUUUGUGGACUUGAACCAUGCCUUCCUAGUUCUUAGGCUGGGUUCCCUAAUCAUUACACCAUGCUGCCUCUCAUCACAUAGUAGAUCCUCAAUAAAUACUUGUUGAGUUAAACUGAAUGGCGCAGAAAUGACUAAGCUUUUCCAGUAUGGAGUUGCUAUGCUUUCAGGUAUAUGGUUUAGCUCUUUAAAUCCAUGUAAUAAGAAAUGUUCAUGUAAUACGAUCCCAUUGUUUUUAUGAAUUGUAAUGAGAAAAUGUCAUACACAUAAAAGAUUAGAAAUGCAAAAUACAGCACUUGGAACACUGAUCAUUUUUAAGCUUCUGUUUGAAUAACUGGCAUUCCCCAAGCUUGAAAUGUAUUUACCAAAGGGAAGGCGAAGCGAAAAUAGCUCAUAUAUAGACCUUGGCAAGUCAUUGAAUUCCUUGGACCUCAGUUUCCCUAGUUAGAAAAUGAAAGGGUUGGACUAAAUGGCCUCUGGGGUCCCUUCCAGCUCGAUAGUUAUGAUUCAGACUCAGUAAUUUCAGGAAGAUUUAAAAACAAACAAACAAAAAAAAAAAAACCCCAAAAAAAGGGAAAAAAAAAUUAAAUUAAACUAUAAUAGCAUAAUGGAGGGAAACUAGCCAGACAAAUCCCUGGGAUGAAAGCAAGUUUAAGACUCUUCUGUCCUUGGCCUGUAGAAUCCCAAAGUGGGCUAAUUAAUGACUACCACAGGGGCUUUAAAGACCAAAAAUCUUACAUUUUCUAUUUGAUGGUCAGCCUUGAUAAAUAUUAGAAAAAUUGUAAUGAUUGGCUAUUAAAACUAGAAAGAACCUCUAAGAUUACCUUCAAAAACUCUCAUUUUACAGAUAAGGAAACUGGGUGUCAUAACAAGGAAGAGAUUUGUCUGAGCUAACAUGAAUAAGCAGAUUUCUGGGAUUUCUACCAAAUUCCUUGAACUCCAGAGCCAGGGAUUUUUCCACCCUAGUACACUGCCCCUUAGAUGAUAAUGAUGGAAUCAGAGUGAGCACUGAGGUAAAUGGAAAUAGCAUUUCAGCUAAAGGGAGGGAAGAGCAUAAGCAUUUUCUUAUUGCCCCAUUAUAUGACAAUUCUCCCCUCCAUAGUCCUUAUCUUGAGAGCAAUUAACAAAGGUUAGUAGUUUUCAUUUGGCAAAGCCCUUAAAUUUCUCUCCAGAUCUAGAAACAGGUUGAACUGCUAGGAAGAGAAAGAGAAAGUGUAAAUUUACAUUAAAAUCCCAAACUCCCAGCUCCUCAGAGGGAACUACCUUGUAUAGAUAGCUUUGAGAUGGGUUCUCUGUUAAAGUGAAACUGAUGGAUUGCAGCAAGUGGAUUAGUGCUCAAGAGGGCCAUGGGAAUAAGAGGCAACAUCUUUACAAGGACUCUCAGCAGAUGAAACAGAUUCCCAGGGUCCUUCCAACUCUACACCUCAUGCUCAAUCCAGGUCUCCAAUCCCACCCAAAGAAUGCUCCUUGCGGGUUGCUCUAUCCCUCCCUGGUAACUGCUCAGAUUUGGUUUUUGGCCUCUCACCAGAAAGGAAAGGAAAAAUGAAAUGGACAGAAGCCAGGGAUUGCCUGUGCAGUGGUUAAGUAAGUCUAGGGUACAGUGUUCUGUAUAGUUAUUGGGCUGUUCCAGUGAAAUGUCUGUGUCUGACAAUCGUGGCUUCAAAGUGCUAUUUAAUGUCUCCACUUGUACAUAUAUUCUCUAAGCUUGGCCUUUUGCUACUAUUGUGAAGUUUAAAGUAGGGGUUCCAUAUACAUACAUACGACUUCAGCUACUGAGACGCUUGCACCCUGUAUCUCCGCAUUACCGCUGGUAAACCAUCCUGCCUUUCUUCAGCAUGUCAACACUUUUGGAACAGCGAUGACAUGCAGAUUAAUGGUUGGUCUCUUGGGCUUUUACUUUGCAAUUUUAUAUAUACAUAAUAUGACUAUAUAUUUAUGGGUUGGUUUUGUACAGUUUGGGGGUUUGCAUCUCCAAGCACCAAUGUUGUCCUGCUAUUUCCAAGAGAAUGUUUUGGAUUCACUGUCUGAGCCCUCUCACUUUGCUUGUGUUUGAGUGUCUCAUCCAAGGGGAUGUAUCCCUGCCUAUGGAUCACUACUACUUUGUGUGCUCUUCUCUCAUGAAUGGAUAUUAUCAUAUUAAACAUAAUGUUCUCAGC